ACGACAGGCUCACUGUAAUAACAUAAUGUUAACAUGGGAAGGUUUGAAGUUGCCUCAAUGUCACAUACCAACAAUGUGAUGGGUACACAUAUAGCCAUGUACGCGUAGACUCUGACACACGAGCAUUGUGACUAGAAGGGUAAACAGAAGGUUGUCUACGGGAGCUAUAACGGGCAAUAUGGAGAGGAGGAAACCCACGGGAGAAUACCACUGCAUCCCCGUGUCCAAAAUGUAGACGGCAUAUUAUGGGACGGGCGGCACGUUUAUUUCGCUAAUUGGAAAAGUUACAAAAUAUACAAUGAUUAUAAAUGGGUCUUAUCUGAACAGGUCGUCGCUGGACCCGUACGAGGAAGUGUUGAAUCGCCCCCCGUGGGUUACAACAACUUUGGGGUGCUUCCUGAUAUUCACUAUMGUGGUUGAUAUUUUGGGCAACCUUUUGGUGAUAUUCUCUGUCUACCGGAACAAGAAGCUAAGGAAUGCAGGCAACAUCUUUGUGGUAAGCCUGGCCGUGGCCGACCUGGUGGUGGCCAUCUACCCCUACCCUCUGGUCCUCUCCUCCAUCUUCCACAAAGGCUGGAACCUGGGCUAUGUCCACUGCCAGAUCAGCGGUUUUCUCAUGGGCGUCAGCGUCAUUGGCUCCAUCUUCAACAUCACCGGCAUUGCCAUCAACCGCUACUGUUAUAUAUGUCACAGCCUUAAGUACGACAAGCUGUACAGUGACAAGAACUCAGUGUGUUACGUCCUACUCAUCUGGGCGUUGACCAUUGUGGCCAUCGUGCCGAAUCUCUUCGUGGGUUCGUUGCAGUAUGACCCCAGGGUGUAUUCGUGUACGUUCGAGCAGUCGGCRAGUUCGGCGUACACCAUCGCCGUGGUCUUCUUCCACUUCAUCCUACCGAUCAUGAUCGUCACCUACUGCUACCUGAGGAUCUGGAUCCUGGUCAUUCAAGUUAGGCGACGGGUCAAACCGGACAAUAGACCGAAACUGACGCCAAACGACGUGAGGAACUUCGUGACUAUGUUCGUGGUGUUUGUGCUGUUCGCCGUGUGCUGGGCACCGCUCAACUUCAUCGGGCUGGCGGUGGCCAUCAACCCAGAGGUGGUCGUGCCUCUCAUCCCCGAGUGGCUCUUCGUGGCGAGCUACUUCAUGGCCUACUUCAACAGCUGCCUUAAUGCCAUCGUGUACGGGAUGCUCAACCAGAACUUCCGACGCGAGUACAAGCGCAUCGUGGUGUCGGUGUGCACGGCGCGAAUCUUCUUCCACGGCAGCUCCAACGACGCGGCCGAGCGGUUCAAGAGCAAGCCGUCGCCGCUCAUCACCAACAACAACCAAGUCAAGGUGGAGUCGGUGUGAGAGGACCAGCUGGUCCCAGUGCCCUCCCUACCCCUCCCCCAUGGCGCGAACCCUUCGAUGUCUAUACAUCUGUAAAGUGGAAACAAGCAAUAUGGCGGAAGCUCAAGCUUCACCAUUUCGCUCCUUGUACCUAUCCAGUACACUGCAGAUCUAUAAACAUCGGAGGGGUUAAGGAGCCCAGGGGAARGGGUAGGGAGCGAUUUGGGACUGGGUGAUACUAACACACAGACACACACAUGAACAAAGGGGGAGGGGGGAUUAAGGGAACCAAUGUGACAUAAAGAGUUAAAUUAGUUUAAAAAAUACAAGUGAAUGGAGAACAAUUACCAAAUACAAAAACAAAAAAGCUUCCACUUUCUGAACCGUCCGUGAUCUGUGCUAUCUUCACCUCUAUACAAUCAAAGCGAAAUGGGGAAAAUGUAUCUUUGUCUUGCAAAAAUCACUUUUGUUAGUUUUUUCGAUACYUAAAAAAUAUAUAAUGUACUUUUGUUUUCAUGUUUACAGUGAUGAUAACAGUGACACUAUGUAAGACAUAUUAUAUGUUUUUAUUUUGUAUGAAGUAUAUGUUAUAUAGAUAUACAAGAAUAUAUAUCAGGUUCAUUUCACCAACAUCGAUAAUCCGAUGAAAGAAAAUGACUAAUGUUCCAAAAUUCCUGUAAUUUCUCAAAAAUUCCAACCAAGAUUUAUGGAAAACUGGGAACAUUUGUGGAGUUACCUGAAUUUUGCAAACCUACAAAUGACAAAUAUAUCAUGCCAUGAAAGACAGAACAUUUCUGCAAUGUCUGGUCACAAACAUAACCAAAAGUGUUUUACAGAUUUUACCGAAUGUUAAUGAUCAUUUUUGUUGGGGUGUGACACUGUUACACUCCUUCCUUUGGAGGRGGAAGCAAUAUGUUUGGGGAUUGYUGCUGUUUCACGAUGCCCUGCGGAACUGUUCCCAUCAUUCGGUGGAAUAAAUAUGUUUGUAAGUAUGGGAUUUCUUUCUCCCUCACUUCUUAUUCCCUUUCUGUCUCUUUCUCGCUCUCUCUAUCUCUGUGAGCUCUUUGUAUGCAUGG
Salvelinus sp. IW2-2015 is the source of this 2406-nucleotide messenger RNA. RefSeq names its product melatonin receptor 1A a (gene mtnr1aa). Gene Ontology annotation, cellular component: plasma membrane. Gene Ontology annotation, biological process: G protein-coupled receptor signaling pathway. Lineage: Eukaryota; Metazoa; Chordata; Actinopteri; Salmoniformes; Salmonidae. Gene Ontology annotation, molecular function: melatonin receptor activity. The record is from RefSeq and is a predicted model, not a curated record.